AUGGUACAAUCGAUGGACACGACUGAAGACAAAGAGUUGGCUCCACUGACCGCAGCCGGCGUUGUGACUGGUGUACACCACAGAGAGAUCGGCAGUCCAGAAGCAAUGUUUGCCUGCCUAGCAACCUACUUUAAGCGCGAGUUGAGUCCCGAGUACACAAAUCCCAAACGCUGUGUUCUCUCAUCACAACUCCCACCACAACAACCACUCAACACAACCAGACAUCACAUCCCGACCCGCAGUCCGCACAUCACGUGUUGGCCAAACAAUUGGUCGCCCAAUACUUUGACUGGCGGCCUAUAUUCUCUUUCACCAAAACUAAACGCACCGCCCAUUGAUUGGUCUUCGGCUCAGAACCAGUUGGGAUUGACUGCAGACGAAGAACUCGUGGACAGCGAUUCCAAGCAAUUGUUCACCACUUUUGACUGCAAUCGUGAAGAAGUGUUUGCAAACGACAGACAAGUGAUACUAAAAGACUAA
Molecule: messenger RNA, 480 nt
Organism: Medioppia subpectinata
Lineage: Eukaryota; Metazoa; Arthropoda; Arachnida; Sarcoptiformes; Oppiidae
Source: the annotation of a GenBank genome assembly